Messenger RNA from Mugil cephalus (flathead mullet), 7563 nucleotides. It is a transcript of the gene trpm6, whose product is annotated as transient receptor potential cation channel, subfamily M, member 6. The record is from RefSeq and is a predicted model, not a curated record. Gene Ontology annotation, cellular component: apical plasma membrane. Gene Ontology annotation, molecular function: protein serine/threonine kinase activity; monoatomic cation channel activity; ATP binding. Bases 459 to 6449 code for a protein of 1996 amino acids. Gene Ontology annotation, biological process: monoatomic cation transmembrane transport; protein tetramerization; protein phosphorylation. Lineage: Eukaryota; Metazoa; Chordata; Actinopteri; Mugiliformes; Mugilidae. The transcript is spliced from 40 exons.
UUUGUUUUUUUUGUGCAGCUAAUUGUACUCUAUAUAAAAAGAUGUCAUCGUCUGUCCUUCAAAAGCAGAUGUGGUCCAGGUGUUUACAAAGAGUGUUGUUUUGAACAAGGGCCAGUUUCAAAUACUGAGUAUUAGCAGGUGAUGUGAUCCUCCAGUUGGCUGUGUGUGCUUCAGAAAGGGCUGAAAAAAAGAAAAAUAAUAAUAAUUGUCAGACGUCUACUUUCACAAAACACCCUCAUCUUGCUACUUGUGGGGAAAAAAAAAAAAAAAAAAGGAGUGGGAUGUUGAACACACUAUCACCAGCUCAGGAGGUGAAACAGUCCCUUCUGUGUUUGAAGGAGGAGAUCAUGAACUCCUCAAGGCUUCUUGGAAAGGCUCGACCUGCCCUUUGGACCAGCGGCUGAUAAAAGGACAGUCAGUCCUUGUCAGGACAGCAAUGAUGAAGAGGUGCAACUUGAAUGUUAACAUUUGUUAGGCUUGUAACCUGGUUUCCACCCAAGUUUUCAACCAUGUCUCGAAAGUCGUGGAUUGAGGAAACCUUCUACAGGAGAGAGUGCGUGAAGUUUAUCCCCUCGUCUUGUGACCUACACAGAUGUGUUCCACUAUGCCAAGUAUGCCAAAACUUGAUCAGAUGUUGUUGUGGCCGCCUGAUGGGGGAACACUCUUGGCAAGAUUCCCUUCCUCCAGUUUCCCUCUAUACUGGUACUGGACAGGAUGUGGAAGAAGACUGGUCCACAGAGCGCCACACCAAGGCCAGUCCCACAAACGCCUAUGGGACUGUAGAUUUCGAAGAUACCGCCACCCGUGUCUGUCGGGCCAAGUAUGUUCGUGUGGCUGUGGAUUCCAAGCCAGAAGCGCUUCUCCAGCUGAUGCUGAGGGAGUGGCAGAUGGAGAGACCUAAGCUACUGCUGACUAUCCACGGAGGCUCAGAAAACUUUAACUUACCCCCUAAAGUCAAGCAGGCGUUUAGCAAAGGGCUGAUCACUGCUGCCCUCAGCACAGGGGCGUGGAUACUCACUGACGGUAUCAAUACAGGUGUGUCUAAGUAUGUAGGCGAGGCAGUGAAAAUAUUUGGAGGACAUGAGCUGAGGACGAGAAACACAGUUGGCAUUACACCGUGGGGAGCGAUUGACAACAACACGGACCUCAUAGGCAGAGAUGUUUUCAGGCCCUACCAGCCGCUGGGGAACCCUUUGAGCAAGAGGUCCUGUCUUAACGGUUUCCACUCCCACUUUCUGUUGGUGGAUGACGGAACGCUGGGGAAACACGGCUGUCAGCAGGGCCUCAGGAGGAAGCUGGAGAAGCACAUCCAGCUACAGAAGAUACAUCCCCGUCUGAACCAAGGAGUGCCUGCAGUAUGUGUGGUGGUGGAAGGAGGUCCUGCCAUUGUUUCUACGGUGUUACAGUAUGUCAGCAGUGCUCCCCCUGUGCCAGUGUUUGUGUUUGAGGGGUCGGGCAGGGCAGCAGACCUGCUCGCCUUUUUGCACAAGCAGACGGCUAUGGACAGCCAGUUGGAGGCUGACAUUAAAGAGGAUUUCCUUGUGAGGAUUGGAGAUGUGUUUGGAGUGGAGAGGACAGAAGCCACUCACCUCUACACUCUCCUCCUGCAGUGCAUGGAUCACAGACAGUCUAUAACCAUCUUUGACCCAGAGUCAGACGACCAGAUGGCACCGGAUGCGGCCAUCUUGACUACUACUCUCAAGGGCACCAAGGCCAGUCCUGCAGAGCAACUAAGUAUGGCUUUAGCUUGGGACAGAGCUGACAUCGCACAAAAAGACGUCCUGGUGUAUGGACAGCAUUGGCAGGUGGGGUCCUUGGAGCAAGCCAUGCUGGAUGCUCUGGUGAUGGACCGGGUUAGUUUUGUUAAAAUGCUGAUUGACAAUGGCAUGACCAUGAGCCGCUUCCUCACUGUGGAUCGUCUGGAAGAACUCUACAACAUGCCACAGGGGCAGACCCGACGUUUCCUGCAUCACCUUGUUGAAGACGCAAAACAGACUUCUCUUCCCAUAGGUUACCGUCUUUCACUCAUUGACAUGGGCCUGGUGAUAGAAUACCUCAUUGGAGGAGCUUAUCGAAGCACCUACACACGGAAACACUUCAGAGCAGCAUACAGUCGCAUGCAGGACAAAGAGGGCAAACUGGACAGUUCUGGCUCUUUUUCCAACAACAGACGUGGACUGAUUGCAAACUCUCAGAGGAGACGAAGUCUCCAGGACCUGCAUUUCUUUAGAACUGCUCAGCCCUACAAACGUAAGGAUCAAGAAGCGUCACCUGGGACCAGUCAGAAGAAGACGUCAGAGACUCCAGGCCUCGGAGAUGCUUCCUUGCUGGUUCCUUUCAACUUCAACGACCUGUUUGUGUGGGCUGUGCUUCAGCAGCGGCAGCAGAUGGCACUGUUCCUUUGGCAACACGGUGAAGAAGCUUUGGCACGUGCGACUGUGGCCUGUAAACUUUACCGCUCCAUGGCCUUUGAGGCACGACUGAGCAGCAUGGACGACAACAUUGUGGAGCGAUUCAGGACAUAUUCACUUGAGUUUGGCCAGCUGGCAGUGGACGUGUUAGAUUGUGCCUUUCGUCAGAACGAGCAAAUGGCUAUGAAGCUGCUGACGUCUGAGAUGGAGGCCUGGAGUCGCUUCACCUGUCUACAGAUGGCUGUGUCCUCGUGUCAUAGACCGUUCGUCUCACACUCCUGCACUCAGACCCUCCUUACAGAUCUCUGGAGUGGUCCACUCAACAUGAGAAAAAACUCCUUUUUGAAGAUAGUUUUGAGCCUUCUUAUGCCCCCUGCCAUCUUCAUACUGGAGUUUAAAAGCAAAGCUGAAAUGUGCCAUGUACCACAGACCCAUGAGACAAUGCUGUUUGGACUUGACUCUGUCAUGUCAGCACCAGCCACCGAGGGAACCGAUCACAUGGGCAGUCAGGAUGCAGAGCGAGGCGCCUCUUUCCGUGACAAGUGUCACGAUCCUGUCUUAGAACCGAUGCCCUCCCUCACUGUGCAGUGUCUGUCCUGGAUCACAAGACUCUAUGAUUUCUACACGGCUCCCGUUGUCAAGUUCUGGUUUCACACAAUGUCCUACCUGGCUUUUCUGAUGUUAUUCUCCUACGUUGUCCUGGUGAAGAUGGAUGAUCAACCCAGUGUUCAGGAGUGGCUGGUCAUAGUCUACAUCUUGUCCACUGCAGUGGAGAAAACCAGAGAGGUAUUAAUGUCUGAGCCGAGGAAGCUGAGCCAGAAGCUGAAGAUUUGGUUCUCAGAGUACUGGAACAUAUCAGAUUUUGUUGCCAUCCUCCUUUUCCUGGCUGGACUAGCAAUGCGUUGGCAGGCUGAUCCUUACCGGACAGCAGGACGCGUUUCUUACUGUCUCAACAUCAUCUUCUGGUUCAUCAAGGUGUUGGAUCUGCUGGCUGUCAAUCAGCACGCCGGCCCUUAUCUCACCAUGAUCACAAAGAUGACUAGUAACAUGUUCUUCAUCGUGGUGAUGAUGGCAAUAGUGCUGCUGAGCUUCGGGGUGUCCAGGAAAGCCAUCCUGUCACCAGAUGAGGAGCCGUCCUGGGGCCUAGCUCGAGACAUAGUGUUCCAGCCCUACUGGAUGAUAUAUGGAGAGGUCUACGCAGGAGAGAUAGAUCCAUGUGAAAAUGGCGAGCCGUGUGCUCCUGCAUCCUUUCUUAUGCCAUUCCUCCAGGCAGUCUACAUGUUCGUCCAGUACAUCAUCAUGGUCAACAUUCUGAUUGCAUUUUUUAACAACAUCUACUUUGACAUGGCAUCAACAUCCAACAAACUGUGGAAGUACAACCGGUAUCGCUACAUAAUGACCUUUCAGGAGAGACCAUGGUUGCCCCCGCCUCUUAUCCUCCUCAGUCACUUGGCUCUAGGAUUGAGAGCCAUCUACAGGAAGUUUAGUGGAGACAGUGAGCGGGAGGAGAGAGUCUCUGGACUUAAGCUCAACUUGGGCCAUGAGGAUCGCAAGAAGCUCAAUGAGUUUGAGGAGAGAUGUGUACAGACCUACUUUCAUGAAAAGAGCGCAGGUGUCCACAGUAGUCAGAUCAACAGGAUCAGAGCCACAGCUGAGAGAGCAGAGGAGAUGUUCAUGAUGGUCGGUGAGGUCUCAGAGAAGGUCAACUUCAUUCAGGACAGCCUGUCAGACUUAGACUGUCAGCUGGGACAACUGCAGGACCUUUCAGCGCUGGCUGUGGACACCCUCACUUUGCUCUCUGCGUCCGACAGCCUGCAUCAGGAGGAGGCACGCCUGGCGCAGUGUCGAGUCCUCACGGCAUCCCAGCACGUUCUCCCUCACAGUUGGACCCUUCCACACAGACACAGAGCAGACUCUGAUCUUCCUAGUAUGCGGCGUCUGACGGCCAAGUCGUGUAAAAGUACGCCGCCCUCUUUGCUAAAGGGCUACACUCUGGCGGCGAGUAAGCUGGCAUCACAGGAGCGCCAUGUAGACACCAGUAAAAGCUUUGGAGGAAGUCAUGGACUGACUGAUGAGGAAAAGGACACGGCAAAGGAGUCUGCUGCUGUUGACCUUCCUACUGAGAUUUGGCUGGAAGUUUCUAGACCUGCGUCCCAUUCGUCCUUAUUUCCCAGUUACGGUGGUGGAGUUCAUUUUAGUGGUGUUAGGGAACAGACCUCCUGUGAGUCCUAUGAACCAUCCCGCUGUGGGUCUCCACUUUCUCCCAGAGGCUUGGAGUCACCACAUCAUAAACUCUGGACACGUGACCCGUACUUGUAUCCCAAUCAGGAGGAAACUUCCAUGGAAGAGGGAGAAGAGGAGGAAGAUGAAGCAGAGGGAGAGGAGGAAAGUGCACAGCCUAAUAUAGAUGUGUGCAGAACCUCUAGCAAUACUUUCCUUCUGUCUGUCCCACGAAACAUCUCUGAGGGUUUCAUCAAUCCGGCCUUUUCUCCCGAUGAUGGUGAACCAAGUUCUCGAUCCAGAUAUUCCAGUCAAUUGGGAGGAGCUGGGGAAUCUUCCAGAGAGUUGCAUAAGUCCAGAGACCUGCCAUAUGGCUACUGCAGGUCUCUGUCAUCCAGUAUGGAGAAUAUGACUUUCACUGGUGCACGACUCAGUCCUAUGAGGGGCUCAUUUCCUUCUCUUGACGAAGGGGGGAGGAACUCUGAGGACAACAAAUCACUACAAGGCAGCAAGAGCCAAGAGUGGUCCAAGUCCUCCGACUUCACUCAAGUCCUGGACAGCAGAGUCAAAGGCCAGAGCAGGAAGACAGUGAAGAUACAGGAGAGCCAUCUAGACAAUGUUUCCAAAACCAUGCAGUCUGAUAUGUCCUGGAGAAAACGACAGAAGUUAAGAGGAGAACCUACAUGUUGGUCAGCUUCAACCAGCCUCAGUCAGCUCAAUUUUGAACCCACGAAUUUGCUGCCGAAACAGGUGACUUGCCAUCAGGAAAUGCGGAGCCCCACUCAUUCAGCAUGGAACAGCUGGGUCAUGUCUGUGAGUCGGAAAUCUUCUUUACAGAGUGGAAUUGCCCCUGAAGCCAAAAGCUCCUCAUUCCAAUCCACCGACAACUUGUAUCCACACUAUUCAGCUGUGGAGAGAAACAAUCUGAUGAGGCUGGCCCAGACCAUCCCUUUCACCCCUGUUUCCAUUUUAGGUGGUGAAGAGGUGAGUGUCUACUCUCUGGAGGAAGUACCGUCUGAUUCUAAUCCUGGAUCCAGCUCAGUCUCUUCCUGGUCAUCCCGAGGCCAGUCUGCCAUGCUGCAGCCCCUCUCCAGUGAAGAGGGCUCCCUGGACGGGGGUCUCCGGCAGGGCUGCAGGAUGCUGUGUACCUGGGCAGAACAGGAAGUGCUCAAACCUGGCCACGUAUAUGUAGUUAAAGCCUUCAAACCAGAUGUGGUUCGGGCUUGGCAGAGGUACUUCCAUGGCAGCACGGCACUGCAGCUUUGCUUAAGGGAAAUCCAGCAGCAGAGAGCAGCCCAGAAGAUGAUGCAGGUGUUUAACAUGAUCAAACCUGAGGAUAUGCACCAUUCACCAAGGUUUCUAGAUGUAUCACUGGUCCUCUGGCAUUCUAAUGGUCAGUGGAUGACUAUUGAGAGGAACGUGUCUGGUGACUUCAGGAAAUAUAACAACAACACAGGAGAAGAGAUCACCCCCUGCUGUUCACUGGAGGAAAUGCUGCUUGCUUUCUCCCACUGGACCUAUGAGUACUCAUGCAAAGAUAUGUUGGUUCUCGAUAUACAAGGGGUAGGAGAGAUCCUGACUGAUCCAACAGUCAUAAUGGCAGAUGACCAAAGCGGUAACAGGGGUGAGAUGCUUUUUGGUGCUGACAACCUCGGAGAUGCUGCCAUCACUGGUUUCCGGCAGAAACACUCCUGCAGCAUCAGCUGCCGCAGACUGGGCCUAACAGAUUUAAGGAAGCAUGUGGACAGCCGCGAGAUCGACACCGAGGCAGAGCCGACGCCGGAGAAACAAGAAGAAGACGAUGAAACCCAGAUAUAACCUUUCAACUGGGAAGUAGGGAAAAGAAAGCACAUGCACUUUUUCUUAGACUGAUAUUUUCAUGAAACACUUUUGUUGGUGUCUGUGUUAGCACUGGUUUCUUUGCAGUAUAAACAAGGAGAUGAAGAAGUGCCUUCUCACUAUAAGAGCGGUCAGUAGAUAUUAUGAGGAUUAUUGCAAUUUGCACAAAGUAUGCUAAUAUAUUUUUUCAUUGUAUGAAGUAAAGACUUUCAGGAGGAAGGCAGUGUUGCAGAAUACUCUUAUCAGGAAAUCUAGUAUCUCACGAGUCAUUAAGAAAUACAGCAAUAACAGAUCAUUUUAUUUAAGUCUUAACUAAAAUCUUAAUUAUUGCUUUUUACAUUUGUAUUACAUUCAUUUACUGGGAUGACUGUUAUAUGAUUAGCCAAAAUAAAAAAAAAUGUGAGUCAGAAAAAACAGUCAAGGAUGCACCCAUAAAAUUUCUUUUAUUUUUUUUCUUCCCACAACAAAAUGUCUACAAAAGCGAUAAAAUAUAGAAUUUAACAAAAAUCACUUCAGACCUUCACAUUGUAUAUACAUCUCAGAGGAGGACUCACUAAGGCCCCUGCAUAGCUCUGAACUUCAGCCCAGUCUGAUCCAUCAAAUAUGGGUGUUUGUGGCUCUCUUUAUUGCAAAUGCAUGCAUGCACACACACACACUCUUUCAUUCUCAUGUGAAAAUGAAACCUUUGCAGUAGAGCUCAUGGAUUUAAAGUCAGAGUUCAGAGUCCAGCAGAGUCCCCGCCAAAUGAAAAAAGCAUAAAAUGUAAAAACCGUUUGUCAGUGUAAUCAAAUACACAUUUACCUUGGAGUUCCCCCUUUUUUUUUUUUGAUUGGUUUGUCAUGUAAACUCACACAGUAAAGCAUCUAUGCCCCACUCCACCAAUCCUUCUCUCCUCACUAGCUAUGGCACUUUGAAAACAAACAAAAUGUCUCUUUUUUGUUUUUGCUUUGUAGUUUUGUCAGUCCUGUGUAAAAGAGGUUCUGUAGCAAAAGUACCUCUGAGGUUUCAGCUACAGGUUGCUACAUUUUGUUUUAUUUGCUCUUGCUGGGAUGCAAAGACAUUCUAAACAAUAAAUUAACCAUGUUCAACACUA